Falco peregrinus (peregrine falcon) is the source of this 5135-nucleotide messenger RNA. It is a transcript of the gene C3, whose product is annotated as complement C3. Gene Ontology annotation, biological process: complement activation; inflammatory response. Bases 87 to 5051 code for a protein of 1654 amino acids. Lineage: Eukaryota; Metazoa; Chordata; Aves; Falconiformes; Falconidae. The transcript has 40 exons. The record is from RefSeq and is a predicted model, not a curated record. Gene Ontology annotation, cellular component: extracellular region. Gene Ontology annotation, molecular function: protein binding; endopeptidase inhibitor activity.
ACCCAUUAACCAGUAUUAACCAGCGCCACCACCAUAAAGGGACCCCCCAGAUCCACCGUCUCCGUGUCCCCCCCACCUCUACAGCCAUGGGGGCUCCGGCGCUGCCCCUCCUCCUCGGUCUCCUGCUGCUGCAUGUGGCCCCCACCCAUGCCCAAAUGGUGACGAUGGUGACACCAGCGGUGCUGCGACUGGAGACGGAGGAGCAGGUGGUGCUGGAGGCACCAGGGUUGAACUCCCAGACCGAGGCCACUAUCCUGGUGCAGGACUUUCCCCUCAAGCGUCAUGUGUUCUACCAGACUCGUGUGCCGCUGAGCCCCGCCGAGGGCAUGUUGGCCACCACCACCAUCAAGGUGUCGGCCAAGUCCCUGCCGCAGGCGGGGGAGAAGCAGUUUGUCUCAGUGACAGCACGGGCGGCCUCGGUGACGCUGGAGAAGGUCCUGCUGGUGUCACGCCAGAGUGGCCACAUCUUCCUGCAGACCGACAAGCCCAUCUACACUCCAGGCUCCACCGUGCUCUGCCGCCUCUUUGCUCUGAGCCACCUCAUGAAGCCUGUGUCCAAGACGGUGAUCGUGGAGGUCAAGACACCCGAUAACAUCAUCAUCAAGCAAGUGCCCGUGUCCUCUCCGAUGAAGACCGGCAUCUUCUCACUCAACCACAACCUCCCCGAGGUCGUCAGCCUGGGGACGUGGACGAUAUUGGCCAAAUUUGAAGACUCACCAGAACAGGCUUUCACGACCCAAUUUGAAGUCAAGGAGUAUGUGCUGCCGAGCUUUGAGGUGGUCCUGGAGCCGGAGGAGAAGUUCCUCUACAUCGACCGGAAUGAGGAUUUCCGAGUGUCCAUCACCGCCAGGUACCUGUACGGGAAGCGCCUCCACGGGACGGCCUUCGUCCUCUUUGGUGUGAUGGUGGAUGACGAGAGGAAGAGCAUCCCCGACUCCCUGCGGCGUGUCGAGGUGACGGACGGGGACGGGGAAGCUGUGCUGUCCAUGGCCACACUGCGGCAGCGCUUCAAAAACCCCCAGGAGCUGGUGGGACAUUCGCUCUACGUCUCCGUCACCGUCCUCACUGAGUCAGGCAGCGACAUGGUGGAGGCGCAGCGCAGCGGCAUCCGCAUCGUGACGUCCCCGUACACCAUCCACUUCACCCGCACCCCCAAGUACUUCAAGCCGGGGAUGCCCUUCAACCUGAUGGUCUACGUCACUAACCCAGAUGAGUCCCCAGCUGCGCGUGUUACCGUCAAGGCCGAUGGCUUCCAGGGUCUCGUCUCCACCCAGCGUGAUGGCACAGCCAAGCUGGUCCUCAACAUGCCGGCCAACAAGGAUACCGUCCCCAUCACCGUGCGGACGGACCAGGCGGGGUUGCCACCUGAACGCCAAGCCUUGCGCCAGAUGACUGCCAAAGCUUACCACAGCCAGGCUAAUUCCGGAAACUUCCUCCACCUGGCCGUGGGAGCCACCGAGCUGCAGGCUGGGGACAACCUCCCCGUGAAUUUCCACCUCAAGAGCAACAGCAACAACGUCCGUGACUCCGUCCCAUACUUCACCUACCUGAUCAUGAGCAAGGGACGCAUCGUCCGCGUGGGGCGACAACGACAUGAGGCCGGCCAGAGCCUGGUCACCAUGACGCUGCCAGUGACAGCUGAGCUGAUCCCCUCCUUCCGCAUCGUGGCCUACUACUACGUGAUGCCCGGUGAGAUCGUUGCUGACUCUGUCUGGGUUGACGUCAAGGACACUUGCAUGGGCACUCUGGUGGUGACGGCAGCGACUGAGAAUGACAAGCGGGUGCAGGAACCAGGGACACCCAUGCGGCUGCGCAUCGAGGGGGACCACAACGCCUACGUGGGCUUGGUGGCCGUGGACAAGGGCGUCUUCGUCCUCAGCAACAAGAACAGGAUCACCCAGUCCAAGUUUUGGGACACAGUGGAAAAAAGUGACAUCGGUUGCACCCCGGGCAGCGGGAAGGACAACGUGGGGGUCUUUGCUGAUGCUGGCCUCAGCCUGGUCACCAACAUGAGGAUCUCCACACCACAGCGAGGAGAGGUCCAGUGUCCCCAGCCUGCGAAACGCAAGCGCCGUUCCCUGCAGCUCCUCGAGUACAAAGGCACCAAGGCGGCGGAGUACGCGGACAAGGCGCUGCGCAAGUGCUGUGAGGAUGGCAUGAAGGAAAACCCCAUGGGCCACAGCUGUGAGCAACGGACCAACUACAUCCAGGAUGGAGAAGCUUGCAUCCGAGCCUUCCUCGACUGCUGCAAAUACAUCAAGGACAUCUACGACCAGAAGCAGCGCGAGCUCUACCUCGAGCUGGCUCGAAGCGAGGCAGAAGAUAUCUUCCUGGCCGACAAGGACAUCACCUCCCGAAGCCUGUUCCCGGAGAGCUGGCUGUGGCAGGUGGAGUCACUGACGGAGCGGCCCAAUGAGCUGGGAAUCUCCGCGAAGACGCUGCCUGUGUACCUGAAGGACUCCAUCACCACGUGGGAGGUCCUGGCCGUCAGCCUCUCACAGAGCAAGGGGUUGUGUGUGGCGGACCCCUAUGAGAUCACGGUGAUGAAGAACUUCUUCAUCGACCUCCGCCUGCCCUACUCCGUGGUGAGGAACGAGCAGGUGGAAAUCCGCGCCAUCCUCUACAACUACUGGUUGCACCCCAUCCAGGUGCGCGUGGAGCUGAUGUACAACCCAGCUUUGUGCAGCGCCUCCACCUCCAAGACGCGCUACCAGCAGAUCCUCAAGCUGAAACCGCAGUCGUCGUGGGCUGUGCCCUUCGUCAUUGUCCCCUUGCAGCUGGGGCUGCACGACGUCGAGGUGAAGGCAGCUGUCAGGAACUCUGAAGUGGCUGACGGCGUCAAGAAGAAGCUCAAAGUUGUGCCUGAAGGGAUGAGGUUGGAGAAGACGGUGAAGAUAGUUGAGCUGGACCCGAAGGUGAAAGGAAUCAAUGGUGUGCAGGAAGAGAAGGUGAAGGCAGCAAACCUGUCCGACAUCGUCCCGAACACCGAGUCGGAGACCAAAGUCAGCAUCCAAGGCAACCCGGUGUCCAUCAUGGUGGAGAAGGCCAUCGAUGGGGACAAGCUGAAGCACCUCAUCGUGACGCCAGCGGGCUGCGGGGAGCAGAACAUGAUCGGGCUGACCCCCACUGUCAUCGCCACCCAGUACCUGGACAGCACAUUGCAGUGGGAAAGUCUUGGUGUUGACCGCCGGGCUGAGGCCAUCAACUUGAUCAAAAAGGGUUAUACCCAACAAAUUGUUUUCCGGAAACCUGACAGCUCCUACGCCGCCUUUGUGGGCCGCGCAUCAAGCACCUGGUUGACAGCCUAUGUGGCCAAAGUCUUUGCCAUGGCCAUUAAGCUGACGGACAUUGAACCUGAGGUGAUUUGUGGUGCUGUGAAAUGGCUCAUCCUGGAGAAGCAGCAGCCGGAUGGGGUUUUCCAAGAAGAUGCUCCUGUCAUCCAUAAGGAGAUGGUGGGAGGCUACCAGGGUGCCGAGCCCGAGGUGUCACUGACAGCCUUUGUCCUCAUUGCUCUGCUGGAAUCCCGGGACAUCUGCAAGGACCAUGUCAAUAGCUUGGAAAUGGGCAUCCACAGAGCCAGUGAAUACCUCUCCCGGAGGUACCAGUCAUUGGCCCGACCCUACACGGUGGCCCUGACCUCCUACGCCUUAGCCCUGGCAGGGAAACUCAAAAGCGAGAAAGUUCUCAUGAAGUUCUCCAAAGAGGGCCGAUCCUGGGAGGAACGCAAUGCCCGGACCUACAACAUCGAGGGGACAUCCUACGCGUUGCUGGCCUUGCUGCAGAUGGAGAAGCCGGAGCUGACUGGGCCGGUGGCCCGCUGGCUUGCUCAGCAGAACUACUUUGGUGGUGGCUAUGGAUCCACUCAGGCCACCAUCCUGGUAUUCCAAGCACUGGCCCAGUACCAGGUGGACUCUCCACGGCAACUUGAGCUCAACCUCGACGUGUCAGUGCUGCUGCCACGCCGCGCCAGCGCCAUCACCUACCGCAUCGAGAACCGCAACGCCCUGGUGGCACGCAGCGCCGAGACCAAGUUCAACGAGGACUUCACGGUGAAGGCGGAGGGUACGGGCAAGGGGACAAUGACAGUGGUCACAGUCUACAAUGCCAAGGUCCCCGAAAAGGACAACAAAUGUGACAGUUUUGACCUGCAGGUACAGGUGGAUGACGUCAAGAUAGGCAGGGAAGAGGAGGGCAUCAUCCGCUCCGUCAAGAUCACCAUCUGCACCAGGCACCUGGACAACGUGGAUGCCACCAUGUCCAUCCUUGAUGUCUCCAUGCUCACAGGCUUCAUGCCUGACCUCCAGGACCUGAAGAGGCUCACGGAGGGGGUGGACAGGUACAUCUCCAAGUUUGAGAUUGACCAAGCGGAUGCAGAUCGCAGCAACGUCGUCAUCUACCUCGACAAGAUCUCGCACAGCGCCCAGGAGUGUUUCGCCUUCAAGGCCCACCAGAAAUUCCAGGUGGGCUUGAUCCAGCCCGCGGCCGUCACCGUCUACAGCUACUACAAGAUCGAUGACCGCUGCACCCGGUUCUACCAUCCGGACAAGGAUGGUGGGAAACUGAGCAAGAUCUGCUACGGGGACGUGUGCCGCUGUGCCGAAGAAAACUGCUUCAGGCGGCACCUGCAGGAGGCCCCCAUCACCGUCAACCAGCGCAUCGAGCGCGCCUGCGAGCCAGGAGUUGACUACGUCUACAAGGUGAAGCUGGUGGCACAGGAGGUGACGCCGUCCCAUGACAACUACAUCAUGAACAUUGUCUCCGUCAUCAAGAUGGGCACUGACGAGGUCUCAGCCCAAAGCAACCGGACGUUCGUGAGCCACCAGCACUGCCGGGAUGCGCUGAGGCUCCAGCUUGGCCAGGACUACCUGCUCUGGGGGCUGGCCACCGACCUGUGGGUCACCGGCAACCGCUUCUCCUACCUGAUCGGCAAGGACACGUGGCUGGAGGCAUGGCCCUCAGAUGAGGCCUGUCAGGACCCCGAACUGCAGCCCCUCUGCCAGGACUUUGUUGAGUUUGCCGAGUCCAUGACCAUGUUCGGAUGUCCAAACUGAGCUGGUGCCCCCCACCCAUGGGUGCCCCCCCCACUGCCCCCCAUUGUCCCCUUUUUUAGGGGUUAAAGAAGCCCUUUCUGACAA